Molecule: messenger RNA, 927 nt
Organism: Saccoglossus kowalevskii
Lineage: Eukaryota; Metazoa; Hemichordata; Enteropneusta; Harrimaniidae
Product: SEC14-like protein 2
Cellular component (GO): cytoplasm
Source: RefSeq, a predicted model, not a curated record
AUGAGUGGACGGGUUGGUGAUCUGUCUCCAAAGCAGGAGGAAAAGUUGGCUGAGUUUAAAGAAAAGCUGGUGGACAUUUUAAUCAAGCCUGAACACGAUGACUACUAUUGCCUGAAAUGGUUAAGAGCAAGGGGUUUUGAUGUGGCGAAAGCAGAGACAAUGAUAAGAAAGCACGGAAAACGAAUCGAUGAAUUGACAUAUGUCAUGGACCUGGAAGGGCUAGGGACAAGACAUCUAUGGAAACCUGCUGUAGACUAUGUUAAUAAGUUUGGAACCAUCAUUCAAGCCAACUAUCCAGAGUGUCUGAAAGCUCUAUAUAUUGUAAGGGCGCCGAAGAUUUUCCCACUUGUCUAUGCACUGAUCAAACCGUUUAUCGACGAAAACGUUCGUAAGAAGAUACACGUGUUGGAUGAUAAUUUCCAGUCAACAUUGUUAAAGUACAUACCGGCCGAGAGUCUUCCUGUUCAUUGGGGAGGCACUAUGACUGACCCGGAGACUGGUGAUCCCAAGUGUGCUAGUAUAAUAAAUCCUGGUGGCAAGGUUCCCGAGAAAUAUUAUAUGCUGGAAGUCGAAAUGCCUUACGAAAAGUACUUGAAAGUGGAACUUGUCAAAAAGAAGUUCGAUUUGACAUUUGAAGUGACAAAGCUAGGCAGCGUAAUCCGGUAUGUAUUCAAAACCGAUGAAGGGGACAUAGGACUAGCUGUAUUUCUACAAACGGGCUCAAAGGAGUUGAAACCAUUCCAACCCCUCGAGAAAUAUAAUAGUCACCUCGUGUACGAGGAUGGGAGCAUAGACUGCCAAGAAAUCGGAACAUACAUCUUAAGGUUCGAUAACUCACAUUCAUGGACCAAGAAUAAAACUCUACAUUACUUUGCUGAGGUCGUCGAGCCGGAUGAAUUGAUUGAAGAGAUGAACACUGAUUUGUAA